Messenger RNA from Vicia villosa (hairy vetch), 2021 nucleotides. RefSeq lists its product as uncharacterized. The record is from RefSeq and is a predicted model, not a curated record. The transcript is spliced from 2 exons. Lineage: Eukaryota; Viridiplantae; Streptophyta; Magnoliopsida; Fabales; Fabaceae. Bases 430 to 1806 code for a protein of 458 amino acids.
GUGACUUUCCAUUCAAAAUCUCGUGUUACCAAUUUUAGCUCACCAGCACAAGCAACACCAAAAUGGAAGACAAAAAAGCAGUUGAAGCUUAGAGAAAGUUCCUCGUAGCAGUUUACUUCCUCAAGGUACUACAAUAUAAAUUCCACCCAUGCCUAAGUAUUGAUCACCCAAAUAUACUUUGUUUGAUUGUCUUCCUCAUUGCUAGCUCAACCGACUAACAAUUUUAUAGCAGUAGAUUAUCAAGUCUUUCUCCAAAGAUUUGCUUGCACAAUUAUAAAGAAAGGAGAAAACAUCUAUUUGCACUUUUGAUUUAAUAGUUAAAGAAAUCAAAUUGUGAUUUGUAAUAAAGAAACUUGUGCUAUUCGCCAUUGGAAUUGCUAUACGGAGCUUGUAAGAUUCGAGAUUUAGAAACUGGUGCUAAGCAUUAGAAUGAUGACUUCCUCAAGUGUUCAACAUGUUUCAGAAUGUUUCAUCAAACCACUACACCCUAUACCAGAUUCAAACCGAAUCUGCCAUUUGACAACAUGGGAUAUCGCCAGGUCGUCUAUGAACUACAUCCAGAAAGGCCUCUUAUUCAAAAAACCAAAUAACCAACAAGAUUUCAUCGAUAAUCUGUUGGAGAAGCUCAAACAAUCGCUUUCUCUUGCUCUAUUCCAUUUCUAUCCUCUAUCCGGCCGUAUUGUUACACAAAAAUCUCAAGACCCUCCAUCUUAUUCUAUUUUCGUCGAUUGCAGUAACAAUAAUCCCGGAGCUAAAUUCAUCUAUGCAACUUUGGAUGUAACCGUAUCUGAUAUCCUUGCCCCAAUUGAUGUUCCACCAUUUGUUAAGUCAUUGUUUGAUCUCAACAAAGCAGUCAAUCACGACGGUCACACUUUGCCUUUGUUAUCCGUCCAAGUCACUGAGCUAGUAGAUGGUGUUUUCAUAGGUUGUUCCAUGAAUCACUAUAUCGGAGACGGAACUUCUUAUUGGAAGUUCUUUAAUACAUGGUCUGAAAUAUUUCAAGCUCAAGGCCAAGGCUAUGAGCAUGAUGUUCCCAUUUCAUGCCAACCCUUUCACAAUCGUUGGUUUCCGGAAGGUUACGGUCCACCAAUCAAUCUUCCAUUCAAACAUCAUGAUGAGUUUGUAAGCAGAUUUGAAUCACCCAAGCUGAGAGAAAGAAUCUUCCACUUUACAUCAGAGUCUAUUGCAAAACUGAAAGCAAAGGCUAAUAAGGAGUGUAAUACAAACAAAAUCUCUUCGUUCCAAUCCUUAUCAGCGCAUGUUUGGAGAAGUAUAACUCGUGCUCGCCGCCUAGCAAAUGAUAGAAAAACAAAUUGUAUGGUGGCUGUAAACAACCGGCCGAGAAUGAAACCACCUCUCUCUGAAGAGUACUUUGGGACCUCAGUUGAUACAGUGAAUGCAGAAGCGACGGCAGGAGAAUUGCUUGAGAAUGACUUGGGAUGGGCGGCAUGGAAGGUUCAUGUUGCUGUUACAAAGCAUGAUGACUUAGAGAUUCGAACGAGAGUGGAAAAGUGGUUAGAGUCUCCUUUUAUACUCGACCUUGAUCGUCACUUUGACCCGUUAAGUAGUGUGGCAAUGAUAAGUUCACCACGGUUCAAUAUGUAUGGGAAUGAAUUCGGGCUGGGUAAAGCAGUGGCUGUUUUGUGUGGUUAUGCAAACAAAUGUGAUGGGAAUGUGACUGCAUGUGAGGGAGAUGAAGGAGGAGGAGGGGGUAUGGAUUUGGAUAUUUCUCUUUCUUCAAAUGUUAUGAGGGAGUUGGAAUUGGAUGAAAACUUUAUGAAUGCAGUUUCUGUGACCAAUAUAUGAGGUACUUCAAGAGGACACACUCUUGAUGAAAAUUAACAUUCAUUCCAACAGAAGCAGCUUUUUGUGAGGAUACCUGAUCAGUUAAAAUCUUUUAAGUGUUUUAUUUGUUACAAUAUGAAGUGUAUUGCAUUUUAUUUUCUUUUAACUAGUAGCGUUUGGAACAUUUUAAAAUGAGGAUUUUAUUUAUAGAAUUUAAUGAUUGAUUUUGCUUAAAA